AUGAAGCCAUACAGCAUUGCUGCAGAACUACUGUUACAAGACAUGACUAUUACCGUGUCCUUCUUGAUGAUGCACAACUCUUCCUGCUUGCUUGAGCUGACGCAGCCGAUUCGCAAGAAUGAGAUACCGUGCGAGCUAUUAACUCUGGGAGAAAUCAACUUAUACAAGAAAGUCUUAGAGAACACGACUUAUGAAUUGGCGACCACAGGGUCUCAAGACAUCAAAACAGCCCUUAGCAACAAUACAGAUCUUAUUCCGGGUGUUUACGAAGGUGGCUUGAAGACCUGGGAGUGCUCGCUCGACCUCUUAAUGCUUUUGGCACAGAUGAGCAAAGGCGUGGACAUGUCCAGUACUCGAGUUCUUGAGCUGGGCUGUGGCAGUGGUCUGCCUGGCGUGUACAUGAUCUCCUGCACGUCCGCUUCUAGGGUGGACUUUCAGGACUACAACGAGGAGGUGCUUACUCACGUGACUAUACCCAAUGUCGUAUUAAACGCACCUGUUAGCGGCAAGUCUUUGAAUGAGGAAGUGCAUCCGAGUGCAUUGGCACAACGAUCGAGUUUCUACUCGGGGGAUUGGUCCGGGUUUGUGCAAUUGAAUAAUCCAAAUAAGGCACCGGAGCUUAAGUAUGAUAUCGUGCUGACCUCAGAAACCAUUUACGAGCCCUCCCUGAACAAAGUCCUUCUGGCGACUAUCAAAGAUUCCAUGGCCUAUCCCAGGGGAGUUGCGCUGGUAGCGGCAAAAUCUUAUUACUUCGGAGUAGGCGGGAGCAUGACUGCAUUCCAGUCGCUGGUCGCAUCCGACCCCGAAUUGAAAUCCGAAACGGUGUACCAGAGCUCUGAGGGUGUCAACAGAGAAAUACUUCAAAUAUCAUUUGCCUCUGCCUGAGAUCAACACUCUUGAUCAUGGUACUCUGACCCUUAUGAAAAGACAAUGCUCGGACUGUAGGGAGAAUUACAGCACACACAAGGGUAGGCUGUUUUCAUCUUUGCCAGCUAGAGGACGAUCGUAAGAUUGCAAGGGCUAUAAACUGACAGACGCCUAUUUGAGCGAGUCUUCUGUGUGAUAUGUCGCCACAAUCUCGAGGGUUCUUGAUAAAGUUCGGCGAAUUUUGCUUUGAGCGGACCAGUAUGGGAUAAGAGUUGACAGCUUGCAAGCAGAAUUUCAUUCGGCAGACAAGAGUGUGAAUUCUCAGUGGGUAAACUACGAAAUGAUCUAUAGUCAAACAUCAGAGUGCACACCCUCUGCUUCCAAGGCUUUUCUUCUGCUCAAAUGUAACGGUAGUUUAUCUUGAUGUACAUUCGACGCGUGUGGUGCACUUCGCUCUAUAGCUGGAAGGGUGCGAGCAAGGCACUGCCGCAUUGGUCCAUUGGGAGUCUAGCUGUUUGUUAGUCAUGAGGAUGGCUUCGCUAAGUGCAUACAGGCUGUGAGGGCGUGUUAUAACAAUAAACUAGCCUUUCCCAAGAGCGAAAGUCGUCUGCGACUUAUUUUAAUCAUGAAUUAGAUGUAUU
Messenger RNA from Sphaeroforma arctica JP610, 1508 nucleotides. RefSeq lists its product as hypothetical. The transcript is spliced from 4 exons. Lineage: Eukaryota; Ichthyosporea; Ichthyophonida. The record is from RefSeq and is a predicted model, not a curated record. Bases 1 to 885 code for a protein of 294 amino acids. Gene Ontology annotation, molecular function: protein-L-histidine N-tele-methyltransferase activity. Gene Ontology annotation, biological process: peptidyl-histidine methylation, to form tele-methylhistidine.